Molecule: messenger RNA, 840 nt
Organism: Wickerhamiella sorbophila
Lineage: Eukaryota; Fungi; Ascomycota; Dipodascomycetes; Dipodascales; Trichomonascaceae
Product: Non-histone protein 10
Exons: 1
Coding region: 1-840 (279 amino acids)
Source: RefSeq, a predicted model, not a curated record
AUGGAAGCGGCGCGAGAGAAAACUGUGGACCUGAAACGCAGAAUAAAAGAGACAGAACAGAACAAUGAUGUUAUAGUUGCUACCAUUGAACGUACGAAGCGCAUGAUCCAGAGGGCCCGUCUGGAGCGAGCAAUUUUGAUGGAACGUUUGGAGACUCAAGCGAAUCACAUUGUCGCCACGGAGCUGGAAUCUCCCCCGGACUCACCUGUUUUCCGGGAGCCCAGCGAGAAUCCCGUGGAAAAACGCAAGGAGACUAAAAAGCAGCCGGCGCUGCGCGAUCCGUCGCUACCCAAACGCCCUCAGAAUGCCUACAUAAUAUUCUGCGACACCGAGCGAGAGAAUAUAAAGCGCAAGCUCGAGGAGGCGCAUCCAGACGGCAAUUUCGACGUCAACAAGGUACUCUCCGAAAAAUGGAAAAGCUUGGGGGCCGCUGGCCGCCACGACUAUCACGAACUGUACAAAAAGGACCGACUGAGGUAUGCUCGAGAAAUGGCGCUUGUUCCCUCGGCGGGACUGUCUCCUACUGUUCAAAAAGAAAAGCAGCGGGCUGCAACUUACUUGAAGAAAGUGGAGAUGGAUGGAGAUGGUGAGGCGGGUACUAAACGCAAGAGCCCCAUGGAAGAUGACAGCGAUUUCAUGAGUGAGGAUGGGGACGAUGUUACAGAAGACGAGGAUCUACGACCAAAGGAGGACACUCCUGCCAAGCACAUCAAGCUCGAGCCGAGCGAGUCGGCGCUUGAGCAGCCGAGCAAACCUGGCGAGCCCGCAGCACACCCUGCAGAGCCCGCAGCACCAGCAGCCGUUGCCCCGGUAGAACCUAUAAGCGAAGCAAAUACAUGA